AUGUUAGACUUCUAUCUAUCUAUCUAUCUAUCUCGGCCAUGUACCGCAAUUAUUGUACUUACAUUAAUAAAUAUAAUCUAUCUCUAUCUAUCUAUUAAAUGUCGGUCUGUUCAUUAUCUAUCUAUCUAUCUAUCUAUCUAUCUAUUAAAUGUCGGUCUGUUCAUUAUCUAUCUAUCUCUCUAUCUAUCUAUCUAUCUAUCUAUCCUCAUUCUAUUCAUAUCUAUCUAUCUAUCUAUCUAUCUAUCUAAUCUCGGUCUAUGCAUUAUCUAUCUAUCUCUCUAUCUAUCUAUCUAUCUAUCUAUCUAUCUAUCUAUCUAUCUAUCUAUCUAUCCUCAUUCUAUUCAUAUCUAUCUAUCUAUCUAUCUAUCUAUCUAUCUAUCUAUCUAUCUAAUCUCGGUCUAUGCAUUAUCUAUCUAUCUCUCUAUCUAUCUAUCUAUCUAUCCUCAUUCUAUUCAUAUCUAUCUAUCUAUCUAUCUAUCUAUCUAUCUAAUCUCGGUCUAUGCAUUAUCUAUCUAUCUAUCUAUCUAUCUAUCUAUCUAUCUAUCUAUCUAUCUAUUAAAUAUGCUUUCGUCUUUUUUUUUUCUUUCUGUUUUUAUCUUUACAUUUUUUUCUCAAUUUCCGUUUCUUUUUCUUUUACCUUCGGUUCGCUUCUUUCUUCCUUCUCUGUCCGUUUUCAUCUAUUUUGACUUUCUUUCUCUGUCUAUUCUUGUUCUUUCUUCUGCUCAUGUUAUACAGGAUACAACGGACAUCUUUCUUUCCUCCUUUAUAUUCUUCUAUCUAUUUAUCUAUCUAUCCUCACAGUCAUAUUUUCCUUCUUUCUUUUUCUUUAUUUCUUGCCCCAGUCCUUCUUUUUUCCUUUCCUUUUCUUUCUUUCAUUUUUUCUUUUUUAUUUCCACACAGUCAUCUUUCUUUCUUUCUUUCUUUCUUUCUUUCUUUCUUUCUUUCUUUCUUUCUUUCUUCACAGUCCUCUUUCGUUUUAUCUUUCUCUUUUCUUUCUUUCUUUCUUUCUUUCUUUCUCUCUUUCUUUCUUUCUUUUUUCACAGUCAUUUUUCUUUCUUUCUUUUCCCCACUUUCAUCUUUCUUUGUGCCGUCAUCAUUUAG
Acanthosepion pharaonis is the source of this 1101-nucleotide messenger RNA. The record is from the annotation of a GenBank genome assembly. Lineage: Eukaryota; Metazoa; Mollusca; Cephalopoda; Sepiida; Sepiidae.